UCAGGAAAUGGAGCUGGGGAGAGGAAAACCUGCAUAACAACGAAAGAAAUUCAGGACUUAAAAGAAAUGAGUCAAACAUCCCUGAAACAGAAAAAGAAGAAUGAGACUGGAUCGAGGAACUCAAAAGACAGCUUAGACACAGAGAAAAGAAAGGAUUCUGAGAAAUCAGGAGUUCGUCUGAGCACUCAGAUGAGGCGUGCAGUCAAUCCGAAUCACUUGCUGAGAUGUUGCCCCAUGCGAGGUCACUCGUCGUGUAGACGCUGCCUUUGUGCAGCUGAGGGAACAGUACCUCUUGGCCCCUGCCGCACAAUACGUAUUUAUAUUCACAUGUGCCUGUUGUGGGAGCAGGGCCGGCAGAUCACCAUGAUCAGGGGAUCACAGGAAUUAUCAUUGCCAAAGACUGAUUCCCGGGGGUACGUUGUACGAAAUCAGUGGUCCCGAACUUCACGGAGCCCAUCCACCAGAGCUCCAUCAGUAGACGAACCCAGAAGCAAGAACACCAGUCUUAAGGUAGAGAUGGGAGAUGAAAUGAAGAGGAAUCUCCCCAGUAGCUCCACAACCUCCCGGACUUCAUCCACCUCCCCCAGCCAGCAAGAGUCCCUGAAGCAGCUGUCAGAGGAGCCCUCGCCACCCACACCACCUUUGCCUUCCACUCCACCUAUGCCUCUGGACUCACAUCCUCCCACCCCGCCCGAGCCCUUUAGCUCCUCCAGGCGCAGCACCAAGAUGCACGAGAAUCCUGAAGCCUGGGCACAGGGCAUCCUGCGGGAAAUCCGGGACUCCCGGGACUCCAUGCCUCAGAGAGAUUACCCGCGCACACCCCCCACUGAAUGGAAGGCCUAUAUCCAGCGCAGAUCAACCUACUCUUCCCAGCUAGAUCAGGACUGUCUGUCAGAACUGCCCCGGCAGCAUCACCAACGAGAGGAAGAGGAGGACGAGGACGAAGCCUAUUGGGCCUCGGUGAAAACUCUGUAUGAGAAGAUCCCCAGCUGCUCCCGCCCCCGACCGCCCAAACCCAAGAAUGCCAUCACCAUCGCUGUGUCAUCCCGGGCGCUUUUCAACAUGGUGGACGGGAGGAAAAUCUAUGAGGAGGAGGGUCUAGAAAAGUACAUGGAAUAUCAACUCAACAACGAAAAUGUUAUCCUGACCCCAGGACCCGCCUUCCGCUUUGUUAAGGCACUGCAGCAUGUCAAUGCUAGACUCCGUGAGCUGUAUCCUAGUGAACAGGACUUAUUUGAUAUUGUACUGAUGACUAAUAACCAUGCCCAAGUGGGAGUGCGGCUUAUAAACAGCGUCAAUCACUAUGGCUUAUUAAUUGACCGCUUCUGUCUGACUGGUGGAAAAAGCCCCAUUGGCUAUUUGAAGGCAUAUCUUACCAACUUGUAUCUUUCUGCAGAUUCUGAAAAAGUACAAGAAGCAAUACAAGAAGGCAUCGCCUCUGCAACAAUGUUUGAUGGAGCCAAAGACAUGGCUUACUGUGACACACAGCUCCGUGUGGCCUUUGAUGGGGAUGCCGUACUCUUCUCUGAUGAAUCUGAACAUAUUGCCAAGGAGCACGGGCUGGACAAAUUCUUUCAACAUGAAACACUAUUUGAGAAUAAGCCUCUUGCUCAGGGUCCCUUAAAAGGCUUUCUGGAAGAUUUAGGCAGACUGCAAAAGAAGUUUUAUGCCAAAGACGAACGGUUACUUUGCCCUAUCAGGACCUACCUGGUAACAGCCAGGAGUGCAGCCAGUUCAGGCGCCCGAGUGCUGAAAACCCUUCGCCGCUGGGGUCUAGAGAUAGACGAAGCUCUUUUCCUUGCUGGAGCCCCCAAAGGUCCUAUUUUGGUGAAGAUAAGGCCACACAUUUUCUUUGAUGACCACAUGUUCCACAUUGAAGGGGCACAGAAGUUUGGCACCAUCACAGCUCAUGUACCUUAUGGCAUUAAUCAAAAAAUGAACAAUUAGGGAUGGGGAGGAGAAAUAAAGCAGUAAGUCCGGUAUUAC
Molecule: messenger RNA, 1986 nt
Organism: Enhydra lutris kenyoni (northern sea otter)
Lineage: Eukaryota; Metazoa; Chordata; Mammalia; Carnivora; Mustelidae
Product: 5'-nucleotidase, cytosolic IB
Exons: 10
Coding region: 67-1947 (626 amino acids)
Biological process (GO): nucleotide metabolic process; adenosine metabolic process
Cellular component (GO): cytoplasm; cytosol
Molecular function (GO): nucleotide binding; magnesium ion binding; 5'-nucleotidase activity
Source: RefSeq, a predicted model, not a curated record